UCACCUCAUCCUCCGACAUUGCUCAGUACAGAGUUACACACACAACGCUUGCAAGGAGAGGACAUUUAUUGCAUGAACAGUACAAACAGCAUUACAGUGACAUUACAACAUACUGUAUACACUAACUAUUAAACAUAUACUCCAGUCUGCUCUCCUCGUUACCUUGCCAUGAUGUACACAAUACAAUUACUCAACCUCCACUGCACCGAUAGAAUGGCUUUUGAGUCACAACUUGCAUGUAGGAUAAUUAUAGUAGUUGUUUCAGAGAGGUCUGGAAAAAAGAAAAACAAUCAUAAGAGAAAGAAACUGUGGAAGGCAAAUAAGCACUCACCAAUGCCAAAGACUUCGCCUGGAAAUGGUUUGCAUGCUCAUCAAACCAGAUUGCAGCAGACAUGGCAACGAGCGACGGAAUGGUCAAACUUAAAGAAAAAGAGUCUGGCAGGGGCCACACACAGGUGGAAAAGGAAAGAACAAAAAGAGGGGACAGAGAAGGGAAUUGAAAGAGAGGCAAUGGCGGACGACAAAUGGCGCCACGUCGCAAAAUAUUGGGGGAAGUUUGAACUCCGCUUCAAUAGUUUGUCAGCGUGCUCGGAUAGCACACUCAGUGUUCCGGCAAAAGCUCGGCUAUGGACUUGUCAAAUUUUUUCGACAAUUGAACUCCCUUGAAGUGCAUGUACAGUGCAAUGAACAUUGACUAUUGGGCCUCAUUAACUGGGUGCAGUGUAUACAUGCACUCAAACACCUCAAAUCUAACCUUAAUUAACAGAUAUUUUUGAGAUAUCAACGGG
Messenger RNA from Lentinula edodes (shiitake mushroom), 788 nucleotides. RefSeq lists its product as uncharacterized. The transcript is spliced from 3 exons. Lineage: Eukaryota; Fungi; Basidiomycota; Agaricomycetes; Agaricales; Omphalotaceae. The record is from RefSeq and is a predicted model, not a curated record. The coding region runs from base 169 to 666 and encodes 165 amino acids.